GUUUUGCAUGUAUGUAUAAAGAGAUGAUGAUGGUCUUGUAGAAGGACUGAAUCUGAAAGACAGAGAUCUCUUCUUCUAUUUUUUUUCACCGGUAUAAUUUUGACAUUCUUUAUUGACUGGAUUUAUUGGCUUCCCAACUAACCUUAAUCAAUUCAAAAUGAUUCAUUAUAUCAUCACUUGGCACACAAUACGAAAAUUACAGUUUACAGUGAAGGCAAUUAACUGUACCCUGCAAGACAUCCGUAGAGUGAUAAGCUGUCAUUGCUUUUGUAAUAGUAGUUAGGGUUAGAAGUGUGAACUUGAAUCAAAUUCCCUUUAUUCCUCCUUAUGGAUGUUCUUCCUUUGAAAAAUUGCAUUCCGUAUGAGAAUGGUCUCAUUAUGCAUAUUGACUGAUAACUUCCGUUUUCAAUAUUUAUACUCAGUGAUGUACAAAAAACAUGACACCUUGUAGCUCUGAAACUUGUUCAGACGCCUUGAAAGUCUAGCCCUAAACACACUAGUUAUUGCUCCUUAUUUACUACACCAACUUCAUACUCAUCAUCUUCUCCUCUUAAAUGCUUCAUAUCACACCACCUACUCCAUAUUAACUGAUCACAUAUCUCCUCUGUUUCAUAGUUGAAAUGCUGGCUAGCCUAACUUUCAUUACUCUUACCAAGUGUCCAACCAUGGGUUUCUCAAGAAAGUGUUUCUCGUGCACUUCUCUUCUUCUUCUUCUUCUUCUUCAUCUUCUUGUUACUCUUUUCCCUGUUUGUCAUGGCCAACUUGUACCUGGUUUUUUCAUCUUUGGUGAUUCUGUUGUUGAUGUUGGUAACAACAAUAACCUUUACACUCUAGUCAAAGCUAACUUCCCUCCUUAUGGAAGAGAUUACACUUCUCACUCCCCAACUGGAAGGUUUUGCAAUGGAAAGCUGGCCACUGACUUUACUGCUGAAAACCUUGGUUUCACUUCAUACCCACCUGCUUAUCUUAGUGCUGAAGCCAAAGGAAAACAUCUCUUCAAAGGAGCCAACUUUGCUUCUGGUGCUUCUGGUUAUUUUGAUGGAACUGCACAAUUAUAUCGUGCAAUUUCAUUGACACAACAGUUACAGUAUUACAAGGAGUAUCAAGGAAAAUUGGUAAAGAUUGCAGGGCAAGCUAAAGCUACUUCGAUAAUCUCUGGUUCAAUCUACUUGAUAAGUGCUGGUAGUAGUGACUUUGUUCAGAACUACUACAUCAAUCCGGCUCUGUACCAAACUUAUACACCUGAUCAGUUCUCAGCUGAACUCCAAAAAAAUGUUUAUACCUUUAUUCAGAAUCUAUAUGGGUUAGGAGCAAGGAGAAUUGGAGUAACAUCAUUACCACCGAUUGGAUGUUUGCCAGCAGCAAUUACUUUGUUUGGUUCUGGGAAUAAUCAGUGUGUGGAUAGGAUGAACCAAGAUGCAGUUUCAUUCAAUAGCAAACUCAAGAACACUGUUGAUGGUCUGCAAAAGAAGUUUUCUGGCCUUAAAAUGGUCACCUUUGAUAUCUACCAACCUCUUCUGGAUCUCGUCAGCAAACCAUCCGAGCAUGGGUUUUUCGAGACGAGGAAAGCAUGUUGUGGGACAGGAACGAUCGAGACGUCACUGUUAUGCAACGCAAGGACUGCUGGAACUUGUUCGAAUGCUACUGGGUAUGUGUUUUGGGAUGGAUUUCAUCCAUCAGAAGCUGCAAACAAGAUCUUAGCUGAUGAUCUUCUUACUCAAGGGAUCGACCUUAUCGGCUAAGCUAUCAACUGAUUACACUCUGCUCUACUUAAUCAGUUGUAUUAUCUUUUAAAUACGUUUAGAAAUGGAUGUUUAAGCGUAGAUAAGUCUUAUUUUUAUUUUAAAUUGCUGGUUGCAGUUGUAGUUUGGCAGUUAAACUGAGCAAGUUGUUGAAUGGGGUUCUAUUA
Papaver somniferum (opium poppy) is the source of this 1909-nucleotide messenger RNA. RefSeq names its product GDSL esterase/lipase At5g03810-like. Gene Ontology annotation, molecular function: hydrolase activity, acting on ester bonds. Lineage: Eukaryota; Viridiplantae; Streptophyta; Magnoliopsida; Ranunculales; Papaveraceae. The transcript is spliced from 5 exons. The record is from RefSeq and is a predicted model, not a curated record. Bases 621 to 1742 code for a protein of 373 amino acids.